AUUAUUGUCUCUUUGAGACAAAAUCUAGCUAUGCAGUUCUGGCUGGCCUUGAACUCACUUGGUAACCCAGGAUGGUCUUGAACUUGCAAUGAUGCUCCUGACUCAGCCUCUCAACUGCUGGGAUUAGAGGCUUGUGACACUACACCCGGCGCUUUGUUAUUACAACUUCAUGUGAAUCUCUUUCAGAUUAUGAGUUUAAAAAAAUUGAAUUGUAGUCAGAAAUAGUGCCUGGAAAUAUAUAAAUGAAAGGAAUUUAGACAAACAUUGAUGAUUGUUGAAACUGGCUGAUGGAUAGAAGUGGGGGUGUUUAUUUGUUUGUUUGCUUUUUGGAGUUGUUGUGUUUUUUCACAGUGUCUCCUCUGUGUAGUCCAGGCUGGCCUUGAACUAACUUAGAUAUCAUAGGUUGACCUUGAACUCAUGGUAAUCCUCCUGCCUCAACCUUUUGGGUGCUGGGAUUACACAGAAGAAUUUAAAUAAAAAUGAAUAUUAAUAUAAUACAGAGGCCCAAGGGUUUAGAUCUGUGACACAAAUGCCUGCCUGGCAAGCUCAAGGUUAUGAGUUUGAUCACCAGUAUAAUUAAUUAACUAAAAUAAUAAAGACCUUGAAGUAGCUUUGUCACUCUAAUGAUUAAAUUAUUGGGUCAAUUUGACAAAGAUUUCUCCAGCUAACUUGCAUCAGUGUAGUUCUGAGUAUAGCUGAGAUCUAUGAAUAGCAUAAUACCCACCCUAUGGAGCAGACCCACCCUAGGGAGGAUCUUCACCUGAGAGGUAUAAAAGGGCAACCCAGAAGCAUGGCUCACCUCUGCUGCUUUGGAGGAGCUUCAGCCUUGAGCUUGACCUUGGCCAUCACCUCCUGGCUCCCAGCACAGACUCUCCAGCCUCCUGAUACCAACUCACACCAGGCCCCAAGCCAUCGACUGCAUCCAUCGGAUCUCCAGGGGAUAGACUGACAGGCUCCACUGUUCCACACCUGACUCUGCAGGCAGCACCUGGGAAGGAGUGGGCUGUGCUGUUCAGACCCCCGGCUCCUCUUACUUCUGACCUCGUCACUGCACAGAUCCAGCAUGUUGGGUGGCAUUGAUGACAAGAUCCGACAAGUCAUGGAUCUGGUAAAGUCUCACCUCAUGUUUGCAGUCAGGGAGGAGGUGGAGAUGCUGAAGAAGAGGAUCCGGGACCUGGAAGAGCGCAAUGCUGCCCUGGAGCAGGAGAACAGCCUGCUGCGCGCCCUGGCCAGCCCGGAGCAGCUGGCCCAGAUGUCAUCCUCGGGGCUCCCUUGCUUCAGAUUCCCCCAUACAGUGGACCUUUCACCCCCCAAGAUGUGCAUUUAGGGUCUGCCCCACCUGUCAGGCCUUGAGCCAGUGCCCUCUGCCUUCUUAGCCUGCAGCUUCAGUGCCCCUAAGCCCAGGGAUUGGGAGGUCAGCAGUGGUCCCACUACCCCUCACCCUACCCUGCUCACCCCCAGUCCCUAGGCUUUGAAGAAGAAGGGAGGGCUCGCCAUGGGAGGUGGAUGGAGUCCCUUCCGGGGGUGACUGAUGCCAGUCCCCCUCCCUCCUAGGCAUCAGUCUUCUGGGGCCCAUGGCACUGGGGCAGGGUAGGAGGCUUCCUGGCAGCCCCUCCCCCACCUGAUUCUCCUGAAGUGUCCCUGGGCAGGCCAGAGGGAAUAUGGCCAGUAUCUCAAAGUUCUGGCAUUCUGGUUAUUCUUAAAAUAAUAAUUACUGUUUAAAAAGCUGUAGAAACCUGAAUCUGGAGAGGGGCGUGGUAUUGCCUGCAUUCAAAGCUGCUGGGCUGGCCGCCCACUUCAGCCUCCCUGCCCUUGCUGGGUGGAUUCAAGGUGCCAGCGAUGGUGUGAGAGGCACAGCAUGGCAAAGCCCACUGGAGAAAUAAGCAAGACCUGUCAGUUGUCAGACCUGAGGAUAGCACUCAGGAAAUGGGCCGGUCCUGGUCAAUCUUCAAGACACCAGGGUGCGGAAACCCAGGAAUUGCUACACUCCUAGGACAUCUGGAGGGCCCAGGACCCACAGAGCACCAGACACUGCUGUCCUGGGUCCUCGACAUCCCUCCACUGUGUCUCCCAGACCCACCAUGCACCUUUCUUGUAACUUUCUGUUCUUUUCUCCUCUCUAAGGGCUACCUUUGCUCUGCAGAGCUAGAUCUUCCCUUACCUCUUCACCUCUCAUUUUAAAAUAAACUUUUGGCAGUAUUUUUA
Messenger RNA from Cavia porcellus (domestic guinea pig), 2205 nucleotides. RefSeq names its product TSC22 domain family protein 4-like. The transcript is spliced from 2 exons. The record is from RefSeq and is a predicted model, not a curated record. NCBI's taxonomy places the organism in Eukaryota, Metazoa, Chordata, Mammalia, Rodentia, Caviidae. The coding region runs from base 1064 to 1327 and encodes 87 amino acids. Gene Ontology annotation, biological process: regulation of transcription by RNA polymerase II.